AUGGCAGAAGAAAAACGACCUGCAUUCGGCUCACGUCAUUUAUCCGAUCAGCAAGACGUAUUUUCUCAUAAUGCUUGGGACGACGUUGAAUGGACAGACGAGCAAAGUGAAGAAGCAAAUGCUAUUAUAGAAAAACAAUAUGAACAUCGAAUGUCUGAUACGAAAUGGGAAACUCUCAAAUCUGAUUUGCCAUCGGCUUGGAAUCGUUUUUAUAAUGUACAUGAGAAUAAAUUUUUCAAAGAUCGUCAAUGGUUGUUCACUGAAUUUCCCGAAUUGUUAGUAUCAAAUACAAAUACAGAACAAGUAUUAAACAUAUUAGAAGUUGGUUGUGGUGUCGGCAAUUCAAUAUUUCCAAUAAUACGUACAAAUAAUAUAAAUUCAAAUUCAAAUGUAUUUCUUUAUUGUUGUGACUAUUCAUCAACAGCUAUCGAUAUAUUAAAACAAACUUCUGACUAUAAUACAAAGUACUGUCAUGGAUUCGUAUACGAUAUAACAAGUUCGAAUCCAAUGCCAUUUGAAGAGAAUUCACUAGAUUUUAUAUUAAUGAUAUUUGUAUUAAGCGCAAUUGACCCGUCUCAGCAUGAUCAUGUUAUAAAAAAUCUUGUGAAAUAUCUAAAACCUGGCCGCGGUAAAUUGUUGUUUCGCGAUUAUGGUUUAUAUGACAUGGCACAAUUACGAUUUAAAAAUGAUAAAUGUAUCGAAAAAAAUCUUUAUGCAAGAUCGGAUGGAACAUUAACAUAUUUUUUUCAACAAGAUCAACUUGAUGAACUUUUUACUCGCAAUGGUCUUACAAAAGAACAAAAUCUUAUCGAUCGAAGACUUCAAGUUAAUCGUUCUAGACAAUUGAAAAUGUAUCGAAUUUGGUUACAAUGCAAAUAUAUCAAAGCAUAA
This is a messenger RNA of Rotaria socialis, 891 nucleotides long. NCBI's taxonomy places the organism in Eukaryota, Metazoa, Rotifera, Eurotatoria, Philodinida, Philodinidae. The record is from the annotation of a GenBank genome assembly.